Messenger RNA from Cercospora beticola, 1176 nucleotides. Its product is annotated as epoxide hydrolase family protein. Gene Ontology annotation, biological process: epoxide metabolic process. Gene Ontology annotation, molecular function: epoxide hydrolase activity. The record is from RefSeq and is a predicted model, not a curated record. Lineage: Eukaryota; Fungi; Ascomycota; Dothideomycetes; Mycosphaerellales; Mycosphaerellaceae.
AUGGCGACCUUUUCCGGCAGCCUCGACGUCCGACCGUUCCAGGUCUCCGUCUCAGACGAAGCAAUUUCCGAUUUCAAGCAGUUGUUAAGCUUAUCCAAAAUCGGCCCUGCCACAUUUGAGAAUGCUACAAAACCGAGCCAGACGUAUGGGCUCUCACGAGCCUGGGUAGAGAACGCGCGAGAGACAUGGCUGUCCAAAUACGAUUGGCGCAAGACUGAAGCCCGGAUCAACUCGUUUGAGAACUUCAAGGCCACGGUCGCCGGCGCAGAUGGGGACGAAGUUGAUAUGCAUUUCAUCGCACUGCGUUCCACGAAGGCGAAUGCGAUCCCCGUGGUGUUGCUCCAUGGAUGGCCGGGAAGUCCACUGGAGUUCCUGGGUGUGCUCGAGGCCGCUCGUGCCAAGUACGAUGCAAGCGAUUUCCCUUAUACGUUCUUGGUCCCCUCGCUGCCGGGCUAUGGCUUCACUACUGGACCAUCGCUGCAGAAGGAAUCAAACUGCGAAUCCAUGGCUGAAUUAGUCAACGCUCUCAUGGUUGGGCUUGGGUUCGGUGGCGGCUACGUAGCCCAAGGCGGAGACAUUGGAAGUUUUGUUGCCCGGAUUCUGGGUGCUACAUAUGAGGGGUGCAAAGCGGUGCACAUCAAUUUUGCAUUGAUGCCCCCUCCUGAAGGUGUUUCCCCCGAUAAGAUCCAUCCGCUUGAGCUGCAAGGCCUGGAGCGCGCAGGUGGAUUUGGGGCGCAAGGCGAUGCUUACGCUCGAGAGCACGGACAGCGACCUGCGACAAUAGGUCUACUUCUUUCGACAUCGCCACUGGCGUUGCUCAUCUGGAUCGGAGAAAAGUUCUUAGAAUGGGUAGAUGAGCCUCUCAGCUUGAACGACAUUCUGGACAGCGUCUCUCUAUACUGGUUCACGGAAACAUUUCCUCGAGCCAUCUAUCCCUACCGCCAAUUCUUUGGCCCGACUCCCGAAGCCAUUCCUCUCAAACACCAUGUCUCUAAGCCUCUAGGCUAUUCGUGGUUUCCGAAAGAGAUUGCGCCCAUUCCAAAAGCAUGGGUGGCCACUACGGGCAAUCUGGUUUGGCACAAGCAGCACACGAAAGGAGGGCAUUUUGCGGCUAUGGAAGGGCCACAAGUCUUGUUACAAGACAUUGAAGAAUUUAUAAGCGCUGUCUGGAAGUAG